Molecule: messenger RNA, 2064 nt
Organism: Oncorhynchus masou masou (cherry salmon)
Lineage: Eukaryota; Metazoa; Chordata; Actinopteri; Salmoniformes; Salmonidae
Product: laminin subunit beta-4-like
Exons: 7
Coding region: 68-469 (133 amino acids)
Source: RefSeq, a predicted model, not a curated record
UGGGGACUUUAAUUUUGAUGCUGAUCCAGAGGCCCUGGAGGAAAUCAGGGAGCAGCAUGCGGACUUCAUGGCUGAUGUAAAGGAGGCCAAUAGGGCCCUGGAGAACUCCAUGGACACACGGCAGGAGGUCAAAGACCAUCUUUCCAGCUAUAGCCGCUUGGGAGACAUGGAGGCGCUGGAGAAAAUUGUCAAGGCUCUGAGUGUGGCCAAACUCAAUAAAAAUAUCUGUGGAGCGCCAGGCGAUGAGGAAUGCUCCAAGUCAGAGUGUGGGGGUGCGCUGUGUCGUGACAUCGUGGUACAGAGAGAAUGUGGGGGUCCUACAUGCAAGGGCAGUGUCCCUGUGAGCCACAACACCACAAAAACAGCAGCUCAACUAGACAAUUGCAUUGGAGACUUGCUCCACAAACUACAGGACUCCAAGAUAUCAAUGAGGCCAAACAGAAGACCAAGGACACCCAUCACCAAUUGAAGGAGAUACAGAAGAAAAUCACUGACAGCAAGGACACGUUUGACAGGGAGAAGAAAGACACCAAGGACCUCAUUAAGAGGGUCAAAGACUACCUCACAGAGAUGAGAUGGUGGCACCAGAGGACAUAGAAAGGUUGGCCAAGGGUGUUCUGGCUAUCCAGCUGCCGGGCUCUCUAGACGACACCUGCUCCAGAGCAUGUGGGGCAUGCUGGCCAACUUCACUGAGUUCAAGGAGGAUCUGAAAAAACUGGAGGACUAAGCCAAGACAGCCCAGGACCUACUGGAGAAUGCUCUGGAUAUCAGCGACAGAACCAAGGGUAUUGAUGUUACGGAUAUCAAGACAGCCAGUGGCCACAGAAAUCACAGGACGAGGUUGAGCAAGACCUGGAGAAGGCUAAGGAAAGCAAUGACAUGGCGUACAAGAUGAUUAAAGAGACCUCCACAGAUGCUGGAGGAGAUUGAGGCUCUGAAGAAGAAGACAGAGUUGAACAGAGAGCAGGCGGAGCAGGCCAAAGCUGAUGUUAUCACAGCCCUGGGUAGCUCUACGAACACAAAGGAGAGGACAAAGCCAUGGAGGUUGCCAUGUUGUUGGAGAUGGUGGAAUCCCUCCGAAGGGAGAUUGCCUCCCGUGUGGAUGGGUACAUUAUCAGUACCUCCCAAUACCCUAGGUGGAUCAAGAGAGGGGGAUUCAGGGUUCUAUCUUCAAGACGGUAUACAGGGUCACAGACUUCUAGCUCUUACACUUUACACAUUCAUAAGCAUGUCAUUGCAGAUGCCAUAGGCAACACUAACAACAUUUUAUAAUGCCUGUGUAAUAAUUAUCAUCAACUCAGUUCAAGAGAUUUAAAUUACUUUCAUGCAUAGAUCAAAGAUAUGGAAUUUACCCUAAACUGUGACCAGUAGUAGUCAAAUAAGUUAAUUGCUAUAAUAAUUAUCUGAUCUUGCGUGUGCCAAAUGGCAUGGAUAUAUAUUAUUUUUACACAUUACACUUUUAUUUUGUUUAUUCUGUUUAUUUACUGUUUAUAUUUACAUGCUCAAAAUGGUCUGUGUCUGGAACCUGUUCCUACUCUGAUGUCAUGUCAAAGAUAGGUUCUCUCAGGUUCUAGGUUGUAUUGUGUAAAUGGAAUUUCCUCACAUUCUGGAUGUCAGAAGGUGAAUUCACCAAUUUGUAAGUCGCUCUGGAUAAGAGCGUCUGCUAAAUGACUUAAAUGUAAAUGUAAAUGUACUGUUCAUUGCACCCUACCCUUUCCUCUCCACCUCGAGUUUUGCAACUGAAUUUAAUAGUGUAGUUCUCCUAAUCAUCCACGUGGGGGCGUAUGGUGGUCAUAAAACUGACAGUUGAGAGAGAAGCGUCCUUGUGAUCGGUAUUAUUACGUUUCAAACUGACCUAAUUAUCUGCUUUCAUGAUCUUUGAUGUUAAAAAGGGGGGACGAUUUUAUUCCUACUGACAUGGGAAACAUGUUUACAUUGCCAAAGCAAGUGAAAUAAGCAAUAUAAAAUGUACAGUAAACAUUACACGCACAAAAGUUCCAAAAUAAAGACACAAUGUCAUAUGUCUAUAUACAGUAUUGUAAUGAUGUGCAAAUAGUUAAAGUA